Molecule: messenger RNA, 2561 nt
Organism: Malaya genurostris
Lineage: Eukaryota; Metazoa; Arthropoda; Insecta; Diptera; Culicidae
Product: zinc finger and SCAN domain-containing protein 2-like
Exons: 9
Coding region: 120-2462 (780 amino acids)
Biological process (GO): regulation of transcription by RNA polymerase II
Cellular component (GO): nucleus
Molecular function (GO): zinc ion binding; RNA polymerase II transcription regulatory region sequence-specific DNA binding; DNA-binding transcription factor activity, RNA polymerase II-specific
Source: RefSeq, a predicted model, not a curated record
ACAAAAACAUGGACGCGUCUGGGUUGAAUAAUUUAACUUUCUUCACGCAAAAUGUCUAUCAACAAAGCAUUAUUCCGCUGUUUUCAAGAGAUUAAAAAAUUUUAAAAAGCCGGUUCAUUAUGGAUUAUAAACCGAACUUUAUUUGCUUCGAUCAGGUGUGUAGAAUUUGUAUGAAGAGCAGUGAUGGUUUGCAGUCCAUCUUUGGUCAUCCGCAAGACAUUCCCGAACUGGUUAAAUUACUUUCGAAAGUAGAGGUACUUGAAAGUGAUGACUUGCCAAAACAAAUUUGUCCUGAGUGUAUGUCUUACGCAGGCAAUAUAGUGGAGUUCAAAGAACGGUGCCUACAAUCGGACCGAACGUUGAGAGAAUAUAUUUCCGAUGGUUGCGAAGAUCACAAACAGAACUUUCUGAAGCAGGAAGCAGGGCUGCUUGGAGAUGAUAGCGAAGGCUUACCAUUGGGUCCAGAAUUUAUCAAAUGUGAAAUCGAUGAAUCAGCCAGUGACAAGUCCGAUGAAGGAGGUAACGAUUUUGAAAUUGUCGAUGAUAACGAUACCGAUAGUGGCGAAGACGAGGACAACGAUGAUGAUGAAGAUCCCGGUGAUGAAAAUUAUUAUGAUGAUGAGAAAGACAAGAUUAAUCGACGCAUUCGAAGGCGCCGAACUCGUAAAGCCAACGUGGAUGACUCUGAUGAUGAGCCGUUGAUUGCGAAAAAGUUAAAAGCUGAAACUCACGGUUGUACGAUAUGCAAGGAAAGGUUUACAAAUAAAUCGCACAUUAAGUUUCACAUGAGAAGCGAUCAUGCGGACGACAAAACCGCUACGGAAGACAAAAUUAGACGGUGCUUCUAUUGUCCAAAGGCCUACUCAAACUAUGAACUUCUGAAAAUUCAUCUCAACUUUCACCCUCGGAAUGAGUGGGUCUGUCCAAUGUGUGGAAAAGAGAUGAAGAAAAAAGGAAAAUUCAUUGAUCAUUUGAGGAUGCAUGCGAACGAACGGCACUACAAGUGUGAUAUCUGCGAGAAGGAUUUCACCUCGCACAAGUACAUUUCUAAUCACAUGAAAAUGCACAAAAAGAAAGGAGAAACGGAGAACAAAGGCAAAUCAGAUGAUUCUAGCGAUAGCGAAUAUGAUCCAGCAGAAGAUGAAAAAGAAGACGAAGACGAUGAAGAUAUCAAUUUAUCAGAUAAGGACGAAAAAGUCAAGAGCUCAUAUCAAUUGAACCCCGACGCUCCUAAGGAUUGUCCGGUGUGUGGUGAAACGUUUGAGAGGAUGGUACACGUCAAAUUUCAUCUCGAGAGUGAGCAUAUUCCUCUGGAUGAGUCCGUUGCAAGAGUUCACCACUGUGCGACUUGCAAGAAAAAUUACAUGACCUUUGAACAGCUGACAAAUCACAUGAAAUUACACACGGAGAAAAUCUGGAGCUGUCCGGAGUGCAAGAAACAAUUCCGGCGAUUGGAUAAAUACAAAGAUCAUCAAAAAAUUCAUCAAAAUGAUCGCACAUUCCUAUGUGCGCAUUGUGGUAAAGAUUUUCCUACGACAAAGUACAUGAACCGGCAUCUUCAAACUCAUAUGAAGGAGAAAGUUCAGAAGCCGGAAGAGGAGUUUGAGUGCGAAGUGUGCGGCAAGAAAAUGAAAUAUAAAUCCAAUUACACCAAUCAUAUGAAAACUCAUGGACCGGAGCACUCGAAACAAAUCAAGACGGAUCCGGAUUCCCCACCUAAGAAGAUCUACCUAUGCAGUAUAUGCGGACGAAACUGCGGAUCUUCCAGCAAUCUAACAGUCCAUAUGCGUCGUCAUAACGGUCAAGCGAUAUGCUCCUGUUCGGUAUGUGGCAAAGGAUAUCCACGGAAGGCAGAUUUGGUUAUGCACAUGAGAAGGCAUACAGGAGAAAAACCAUACGAGUGUGCUACUUGUGGGCGUGGAUUUGCUAGAAGAGACAAACUCAGAAUUCACAUCCGAACCCAUACAGGAGAAAAACCUUACGCUUGUCCCUGUGGGCGCGCUUACGCUCAGAAAAAUGAUCUCAAGACGCAUCAAAAGCGUAACACGUGUGGACAAAAUUUUGACAUUACCAAACUGAUGGCGCCCUAUCAGCCAUCGAUAUGUGUUCGUCCUCAGGCUGCAGUCCAAGCCGCUCCGCAGAGGGAGCUACCACCGCCACCAGUGCCGGUUUCGUCGAGUGCGGUGGCUCAUUCGGUUCCGCAAUCGUACCAUAAUACCAGUGCCACCUACUCGGUUGCUCAAUCGAUGCCCAGUGGCAAUGUGAUUGCUAGCGGUAUUGAAAGUGGCCACAGCAUUCCACCGUCUCCGCAUCACGAUCUGAGCAGAAUGUCUGACUCGGUGCCAAACAGUCCAGUUGAUCUGAUGACACAUCGGCAUCAGUUCGGAGCCUUCCCGGGCAACAUGGUUCCGGGUUUCCCCAAUCCCUACCAACAGCCUAAGGUUGACAUGUGCAAUCAGUGAGCGAAACGUAUGACUUGGGUUGUGGUGCGUUUCUACGAAGAUUGUGCUUUUAAAUGCAACCGUUUUAAUACUAGCAAUAAAGUUGCUAUCUAAAAUCGA